AUGAAAGUCAAGGAAUACCUUGGUUAUAUCGGAAGCUUUGGUUACAACAUGCAUCCCAGGAAAAACAGGAAUUCCUAUGAAAACUAUUUGCAGCUGUUUGUCAAUGAGUCCGCGAUGGCCAACCGGAUCGUGCUCGGGACACUGUUGCCAGCAAAAAUAUGGGAGCCCUUACCACAUUUUGUUCAGACAUGUCUUCGGAACUACACCGCAGGAACCAUAGUUUAUUUCAUCACAAGCUUUCUUUGGAGCUUCUAUCUUUAUGUCUACAAAUACAAUGUAUUUGUUACCAAAGAUGCUAUCCCUUCAAGAAAAGCAAUGCUACUACAGAUUUAUGUUGUAAUGAAGGCUAUGCCUAUUUAUGUUGCUCUUCCCACGGUCUCGGAGUACAUGAUUGAAAACGGUUGGACAAGAUGUUUUUCACGAAUAAGUGACGUUGGCUGGCUCUCCUAUGCCGUAAACUUGAGUGUCUAUCUUGUAGUUGUUGAAUUCGGGAAUUACUGGAUACACCGAGAGUUACAUGACAUUAAACCUUUGUACAAAUACAUUCACGCAACUCAUCAUAUCUACAAUAAUCAGAACACACUUUCACCUUUUGGAGGAUUGGCAUUGCAUCCUUUGGAUGGGAUAUUGCAAGGGCUACCGCACGUGAUCUCAUUAUUCCUAGUCCCGAUGCAUUUCACAUCGCACAUAGCGUUGUUGUUUAUUGAAGCAAUAUGGGCUGCAAACGUUCAUGAUUGUGUAGAUGGCAAGGUUUGGCCAGUGAUGGGUGCAGCUUACCACACUAUCCAUCACACAACUUAUCACCAUAACUAUGGGCAUUAUACUGUCUGGAUGGAUUGGGCUUUUGGUACACUUCGUCAUCCAGCUGAAUACGAGACCAAACAAAUGUAAUUCAUGAUGGUAGCAAGACCUUGUUAAGGACUGUAUGGUGGUAUUUAUGUAAAUGAUGGGCUAUGGUUGAUUUGGGUUCAAUUCAACUUAUCUUCCUUGUGUUUGUGUGUAAUAAUCAUAGCUGCAAUAAACUAUUGUA
Messenger RNA from Erigeron canadensis, 1030 nucleotides. Its product is annotated as delta(7)-sterol-C5(6)-desaturase-like. Lineage: Eukaryota; Viridiplantae; Streptophyta; Magnoliopsida; Asterales; Asteraceae. Gene Ontology annotation, biological process: lipid biosynthetic process. Gene Ontology annotation, molecular function: iron ion binding; oxidoreductase activity. The coding region runs from base 1 to 891 and encodes 296 amino acids. The transcript is spliced from 4 exons. The record is from RefSeq and is a predicted model, not a curated record.